AUGGAAGGCUUCUACCACCAUAGCCAUCACAUGAACAACAUGAACAGUGACGCUCAUUUACCACCUGGUUUUCGCUUCCACCCUACUGAUGAAGAACUCAUCACGUUCUACCUUCUCAAGAAAGUUCUUGACAACACUUUCAGUGCUAGAGCCAUUGCUGAAGUUGAUCUCAACAAAUGUGAACCAUGGGAGCUACCAGAGAAAGCUAAGAUGGGUGAGAAAGAAUGGUACUUCUUCAGUUUACGUGAUAGGAAGUACCCAACUGGGUUGCGUACAAAUCGAGCUACAGAAGCUGGUUAUUGGAAAGCAACAGGAAAAGACAGAGAGAUUUACAGCUCCAAAACCUACUCUCUCGUUGGAAUGAAGAAAACCCUUGUUUUCUACAGAGGAAGAGCACCCAAAGGUGAAAAGAGUAACUGGGUUAUGCAUGAAUAUCGUCUUGAAGGCAAAUUUGCUUACCAUUUCCUCUCUAGAAACUCCAAGGAUGAAUGGGUGAUAUCACGUGUGUUUCAAAAGAGCAACUCCGGGAACGGAAGCACCACCGUAACAGCCACCACAAAUGGUUCAAAAAAGACCAAAAUAGCCUCAACAACCUCUGCAAGUAACAAUAGUACAAGUCUUUGCGCUGAACCAAGUUCACCUUCUUCAGUUUAUCUUCCGCCUCUACUUGAUUCAUCUCCAUCACUCCAACAACGCCGUUGCUAG
This is a messenger RNA of Vicia faba (fava bean), 705 nucleotides long. The record is from the annotation of a GenBank genome assembly. Lineage: Eukaryota; Viridiplantae; Streptophyta; Magnoliopsida; Fabales; Fabaceae.